AUGUUUAACCCUAGACCUUCAAGUGGCAUCAGCCACAGCUUUUCAAAGUCUUCGAGCAAACUCGAUAAUACAAACAAACUCGAAACCCACCCGCAUUCUAAUCUCGAAACUCAGUCUACCUUAGAACAUUCCCAAGAAACACAGUUCCAUAACUCCAAAUUCAAAUCCAACUCGAAAGAUUUAUAUAACAAAGAUUUACAAAAUUUCAGAGAUUUGAAUAACUUUAGAGAUUUCUCAAUAAGUAGAGAUUUGAAUAACCUUAGAGAUUAUGGACUUAAUUAUGAUAGUGGAAUGGACAAGAGUAAUAAUGAGUUGAGCAAAGAAAGAAGAGAUAUGGAUAAUAGUAUUGCGGACAUGAGUAUGGAGAUGCUAUUCGGAUCGAAUAAGAAUGUAUUAGAAUUGAGUAGUGAUGGUGUGUUCGAAAAGAAUUAUUUGUUACGUUUGAUGUUUACAUUUGACCGUAUGCCAAGGUUAGGUAAUAGGAGAUCAGGUUCUGAAACACUUCGAUUCCAUUCAGUUGAUAUCUCUGUGGGAAGAGAACAGGAAAAUUUCUAUGAUAAAUCAGAUAAGAUGAAAAAGCUGCUUUACAAACCUCUCUCUAAGCGUUUCUUGCCACCGAACGUGGAUUCUAAGCUACUGGAGACUAAGUUUAUGGAUUCCAGAUUAGAUUCCGGUUUGGUGGACACCAAGUUCAUGGAUUCCAAGUAUAUGAACUCAAGAUUGAUGGAUCAGAAGUUGGUAGAUAACAGAAUUAUGGAUGAAAAGCUGUUGAAGGGUGUUAGGAAUUUAGGUAUUAAACCCAUGUUGCAUGGUGAGGAUAAUAAUGAAACUGAUAAAGAAUUCCAAACAUUUAAUAUGCAUAAUACUACCAACAGUGCCAAUAGUGUUAGUUUGAGUAACGGCACUGGCGGUAGUGGUAUGGGAUUGGAUAUGGUGAGGCAUUUCUCUAGAGAAUCAGCAUCACACGAUUUUACGCAUUUUUCCAAGAUUAAUAGCCAUGGUUUCAACUCUGAUCAUAAACUCUCAAGGGCAUUUUUCAACAGAGAAUCAAACGAUCAGUCUUUCACAAGACAAUACAGUAAUAGAGAGUCUAAUGAUCAGUCCUUCACUAGGCAAUACAGUAACAGGGAAACAUCAACAGGAGUACCAUUGACAAGGCAAUUUAGUAAUAGGGAAUCAGGUUCGGAUGUAAAGUUGACUAAUUUAACUAAUUCAUUGGUACAAGGUUUGAAUACUGAUACAUUACCACGUAGUUCUAGUCUCAACACAUUUAAUCUCAACAAUUCUCUCCUUGAUACUAAAUCAGGAUUCGAUACCAAGUCAUCAUUUGAUAAAACAGGAUUUGAAAAGUCAUUUGAAAAGACAGGGUUUGAAAAGUCAUUUGACAAAUCAUUUGACAAAUCUGGAUUCGAAAAAUCAUUUGAUAAAACUGGAUUCGAAAAAUCAUUUGAAAAGACUGGAUUUGAAGUAACAGAUUAUAUGUUGAGAGAUAAGAAAAGUGAAGGAUCUAAAUCAUUCCUAGAAAAAUUACUAGAUAAACCAUUUGAAACACAAUCACAUUCGACUGCCACACCAACCACGACAACUACGACCAACACGACAACAACAACCAGUUCCAAAGAUGUGGAAUUGGAUAAAGAUAAAUUGAGCCCGGAACCCGUAAAAACACUACCAACUACCAACCCAUUGAGUAUGGAAAGAUUAAGUAGUGAUAGACUAGGAACAGAAAGAUUGGCAGUGGAUAGAUUGAUUAAUAGUGAAAGAAUGGGGAAAGAACCUACGUAUGAUGGAAUGAAGUAUUGGAAUGAAGUGAAUUUACAAUGGCAAUACAUGGAUCCACAAGGGAUGGUGCAUGGUCCAUUCUCAUCAGAUCAAAUGUACCACUGGUACGUCAAGAAUUUCUUCCACCAGAAUUUGAGAAUGAGAUUCAACACCAAGAUGCCAUGGAUGCCCUUUAAAGAACUGUUUUCACCCAACUCAAUACCAUUCAAAUCAUUGCCCAAACUAUUCCUACAAACGCCCAAUUUACCCCCAAUGACACUGCCCAACUCUAAUCUGAAUACUAAUCUACUUGGUCCAUUCACCAAUAGUAGUAGUGGAUUGAUGGGCAGUGGCAGUGGUUUAAUGGGUAGUAAUAGCGGAUUAAUGGGCACCAACGCUAGUAACAGUGGUUUCAACAGUCUAAUGAGUAACACUGGGUUGAUGAAUAAUAAUGCUAGUUUACUAAGUAGUAAUACUGGAUUAAUGACAAAUGCUAGUGGAAUGAGCAAGUCCAUGGAUAAUGUUUGGAAUUCAAAUCAGAGCACAGUAUAUCCAAUCACAUCAAUGGGAAAUAUACAUAUUUCAACACCUAAACUAUCUAUCAAUCAACUGAAACAAUCAACGCCUCCGACCCAGAUCCUUAAGGAUAAAGAAUUGACAAGCACUACACAGUUAACUAAGGAUUUAACUGCAACAACACAGUUCAGUGGUAAGGAAUUGUCAAGUAAAGAAUUCACUAGAGAUAGCAAGGAAUUAAUGAGUGACAAGGAAUUAACUGAAACGACACAGAUGUCAAGCACAGAACAGUUGACAGCCACAUCACAGCUAACUGGUAGUAGAGAAAUGAGUAAAGUAGAAAAGAGAUGGAAUACAACAACAGUAGAAGUGAGUUCAUUAAUGGAGAUCAUGGAGCUGGAGAAGAAAAGCGCUAAAGAAAGGAGUGUCAAGUCGCCUCCAAAACCACCUCAGACUGGUUGGAACAUGUCUGAUCUGGCUCCCAAUAACUUCUCAGAAAGUGAUGACUUCCCCUCACUCGCGACGACGGCAGAUACCACGUCUGCAAAGUCCUCGAAGGAAAACCUUGGAAAGAAGUUUGGAAAGCAAAUUACAAUGCCAUUGGAAACCUUUAUCGAGAAACACCCAAUUCAGCCUCCGCACCUAACCGAAUCAUUCUCAUCAAAGCUACUCGGCAAUAAACACUAA
Theileria annulata is the source of this 2964-nucleotide messenger RNA. RefSeq lists its product as uncharacterized. The transcript has a single exon. Bases 1 to 2964 code for a protein of 987 amino acids. Gene Ontology annotation, molecular function: protein binding. The record is from RefSeq and is a predicted model, not a curated record. Lineage: Eukaryota; Apicomplexa; Aconoidasida; Piroplasmida; Theileriidae.